This is a messenger RNA of Gossypium arboreum, 952 nucleotides long. RefSeq lists its product as uncharacterized. The transcript has a single exon. The coding region runs from base 123 to 572 and encodes 149 amino acids. NCBI's taxonomy places the organism in Eukaryota, Viridiplantae, Streptophyta, Magnoliopsida, Malvales, Malvaceae. Gene Ontology annotation, biological process: mitochondrial respiratory chain complex III assembly. The record is from RefSeq and is a predicted model, not a curated record.
UAUGGAUCAAAGCUUAGAAUUAUUUUGGGCCUGAAACAAGAAUUGUUUCGUGUUGAACUCCACCAUUUAUGGUUGUCAAACAGCACGGAAAAUAAGCUUGUCAGAGAAAUAAAGUAAAAAGGAUGAUCGCAUACCUACGAAAAUGUCCAAAUUUAACUAUCGUAUGUGGAAACAAUGUUGUCUUCCUCCAGCGUUUUCUACACAAUGGUCCGGACACCGUGGAAGAGCUUCUUGACAGACACGUUGUGAAGGAGAAAUCCCUAGAGGAUGAGGACGAAGAGUCGCUGAACCGACAGCGCCUCACCAGCACUCGACGAGAGGUACUGAGUCUCUACCGCGACAUCCUUCGAGCCACCCGAUUCUUCAUGUGGCCCGAUUCUCGGGGCGUUCUGUGGAGGGACAUAUUGAGAGAGAACGCAAGGAAGGAGUUCGAUGAAGCUCGCUUCGAGAAGGAUCCGGAAGUUGUGACGCGAUUGCUUAUCGGUGGGCGUCAUGCGGUUGAAUCUGCAUUGGAGAAGCUAACGGAAAAGCAGAGGCAUCAGAUUCAGAAGGAGCGGGGAGAUGGUCGGUGAUGAUCGAUUCAUUUCUUUACUCUCUCUAAUUUUGAAUUUGGUUAUCCUUUCAAGGAAGAACAAAUGUUGUAUUUUGGUCUUAUAAAAAUUGAUUCAUUUCUUAGCUUAUGCGUUAGCCUUGUUCGAUUGUGAUUCCCGCAUAUCCAGAAGUUGGUUGAUGAGAAAGUUGAGAGGAAAAACUAAAGGAAAUCAAAGUUCGAUUUUACUGCAGUGUUCCUUUGUAUGUUGGCGUCGAUUGAACAUUGAAUUGAAGGGGGGAAACAAAUGUUCCUUUGCAUUGCCUCCAUGGCAGUUUGCUGAACUUGUAACCAAGCAUAUUUGGUGCCAAAUUGGCAAAUGUAAGUUAUCAACCCAGAAAGUGACUCGCUUAGUCGAUCAAA